AUGAAGUUCUCACUCAAGGGUAAGAACGAGUCUUCGCCAUUGACGGACAUCUCGAAUGAAUCCACAGAUCGCGAGAAACGCGGCAGCUUUCUAGACGAGUCGCGUGUGCCAUGGGCGACAUGGCGAUCCGUGCUGCUCGGUGCAUUCGUCUCCAUUGGCGGUAUUAUCUUUGGAUAUGACACCGGGCAGAUCUCGGGCUUCUUGGAGAUGCAGAACUACAAGCAGCGGUUUGCGCAACUGAAGCCAGGCGGGGAGUAUAAGUUCAGUAACGUUCGGUCUGGGCUGAUUGUGUCGAUGCUAUCAAUUGGCACACUGAUUGGCGCCUUGCUUGCCGGGCCAUUGACCGACCGAAUUGGACGCAAAUGGUCAAUCUUCUUCUGGUGUAUCAUCCUUCACGUUGGGUUGAUCAUUCAAAUUUCCUCGCCCGGGGGCAAGUGGUACCAAAUGAUGAUGGGUCGCUUCGUCACCGGAUUCGGGGUGGGAGCUUGCUCGCUACUGGUUCCAAUGUAUCAAGGUGAAAUUGCCCCGCGACACAUCCGAGGUGCAAUGGUGUGCUCGUACCAACUGUUUGUGACGCUGGGUAUCUUUGUGGCCUAUUGCAUCAACUUUGGCACGGAGAGCAUGGACAGCUCGGCAUCUUGGCGGAUUCCUCUGGGCAUCACUUUCCUCUGGGGUCUCAUUCUCGGGAUAGGUAUUCUCUUCUUCCCGGAGAGCCCUCGUUUCGACUACCGACACGGCCGGGUCGACCGGGCCCGACGGACCAUGUCCAAGCUGUAUGGCGUGCCGGAGAAUCACCGGGUCAUUGUUCAAGAAGUCAAUGAGAUCCAGGAACAGCUGGAUGCCGAGCAAGGGUCAAAAGGCGGCAUAUACGGAUGGGUGGAAAUGUUUCAGGCGCCGCGCAUGCCAUAUCGAAUCGUCCUGGGGGUUGUGCUCCAGGCCUUGCAACAACUCACCGGUGCCAACUACUUCUUUUACUAUGGAACGGUGAUCUUCAACGGCGCCGGCAUUGACAACACCUAUGUGACGCAGAUGAUUCUAGGUGGUGUGAACUUCGGCACGACCUUUGGUGGAUUGUACGUGAUUGAGCACUUUGGUCGUCGUAAGUCUCUGAUCACCGGUGGAAUCUGGAUGUUCUGCUGCUUCAUGAUCUUUGCCUCCGUGGGCCAUUUCGCUCUGGAUAUCGAAACACCCCGCAAUACCCCAGCCGCCGGCACCGCGAUGGUUGUCUUUGCGUGCCUGUUCAUCACCGGAUUUGCCAUGACUUGGGGGCCGAUGGUGUGGGCCAUCGUGGCGGAAUUGUACCCCUCGCGAUACCGGGCGCGAGCCAUGGCGAUGGCCACCGCUUCGAACUGGCUAUGGAAUUUCCUGAUCGGAUUUUUCACCCCGUUCAUCACGGGGGACAUCGACUUUGCGUAUGGUUACGUGUUUGCGGGGUGUUUGUUCUUUUCGGUGAUUAUUGUCUACUUCUUUGUUCUGGAGGGCAAGGAUAAAACCCUGGAGGAGAUGGACAUGAUGUAUGUGAUGCGAGUGCCGCCGUGGAAGAGCAGCAAGUGGCAGCCCCCCUCGCCACAGGACCGAUUGACCACGGAUCAAUUGAUGGAUCGAAAGGUGGCGAAGAAGUACGACCGGGAAGAAGACACCUCGAACAAGAAAGUCGCCGAGGGAGCUCCAGGACACCUGCAUGCGGAGGACGCAAAUGAUGCCGCUGGGCCUUCGAACUUCUAG
Molecule: messenger RNA, 1725 nt
Organism: Penicillium olsonii
Lineage: Eukaryota; Fungi; Ascomycota; Eurotiomycetes; Eurotiales; Aspergillaceae
Source: the annotation of a GenBank genome assembly